AUGGUGUCUGAUGGAUGCAUCAUGCAGAUAACAAAAAGCACUGAUGGGGUGAAUAUACCUAGAACAUAGAGCUAAAAAAAUAAGACAAAAUAAUAAUUACUCCUUUGCUAAAAAGGAAUGACAUUUUUGCACCGAAGUGUACAGGAUAGUAAACAUUUUUGCAAACAAUGCGGAGCAAGUUAGUAAUCGAAAAGAUAAACUUAAGUGGUAUCUGAGCAAAGCAGAGUUUGUUGCAUUGUUACAAUAGACUGCUCCCCGUUUAUUAAUUACACUGACCAAAGUUUUUCAAAAAUGUAGUUAAUAUAAUCUAUGGUGAACAAUAAAAUUAAUUUAUGAUGCGUACAUGUAGUUGUUUAAUUGUUGUACUAUCCUCACCAACCUAGCUUAAAAGUGAAAAUUUCCCCAAAAAAAAGAAAAAUCAAGACUAGUGUUCCUUGUUUUUUCUCUUACAAAGAUCAAAAAUGAACUGUCAUUUUUUUUAGAAAUGACCUAUUAUAGCCACUGAUCCUUGCUUUAUACGUAAUCUUGAAUGGGCUCGUCCCAAGAAAUUUAUCAUAAACGGGGAGGAAAAAUGACACUAAAGGUUGCAUAAUUACAGCAGUGGCUAGCCUCCCACGCAGACGUUCUUAGGGGUUCGUCACGCGUUAAGAACGUAGGCGUGGAAGACUAAGUAGUGGCGAGUUAACUCUUUCUCUAUGAACGAUUCCGCUAAUUAAAUCUCUUAAAUUGCUUAUUUCUCAAACAUAAUCUUAAGACUUUAUUAAUUUUGUUGUUCUAGGCAGUGGAAAAACUUUGGAACAUUGUGACUAUGAAACCUGGUCUUUCCCAAAAUGAUUUGAAAGCAAACGGUACUGGGGCAUUCCGUAUCAGUAACCAGAGUGAUUUGAUGUCUGAAGAUAUGCAAGUUCUUCAUGACAAACAUCACGCUAGACCGUCUAAAAACUUUACCGAUGAAACAAGUGUAAACAAAAGUUUAAACUUUGGCGAUUUUCAAGCACAGAAUCAAUGCAGAAAUGGCACAAGACAGGAGACCACUGUGAAAAGCGAGAUAAAAGAGCCCAGAUCUGUCCAGAUUCCUGGAAAUAGAUUGACAAAUCAUCACGUUAAACCGUCUGAAAGCUGCACUGAAGAGACAAGUGUAAACGAAAUCUUAAGCUUUGGUAAGGCUCAAGAAGAGUGUCAUGAUGUACAUGUACAUGGCACACUACAGAGCUUCACUGUAAAAAGGGAACUGACAGGUGCCAGAGCUGACCAGUUUCCUGAAAACAAAAUGACGAAUCUAAGGGAAUAAAGCUGGGGAGCUGUGAAGAGUGGGAAAAACAGUGAAGCAAAUGGCCAAAAUAAAAGGAGAGCAUCGGUAAGUUCUGUUUGUGAAGGCAUUCCUGUUGUGAAUUGCGAUGGGGUCUGAGCCACACCCAGAAACACUCCCAAGUCUCUUAUAACUCCUGCCACGUGCUUAUCAAGUCUGAACAAAAGAGCAAGAGGGUGCUGUGAUGGUUUGUUUAAGAGUGAACUGCAGAGCUGCUCAACACAAGGGUUUCUUGUGAAAAGAGGUCUUGCUAAACAGACACUGAACUACCAUCAGCAUACACCUUUGAGAAGCCAUAAUCAGCGAGUAUUACCUGGAACGGGACAAAAGGAUUACACUGCCUGUAACCAACCAUGCAAGGCAUCAAAUAUUGAACCUCGGAGUGUGAAAACGCCCCUGUUCAGGUUACCAACAAACCAAAGCUUAAUCGAAGAAAGACAUCUGGUAGAAGGACUAAAAAACAAUAAAUCUAUAGCAGUAGCUUCGAAUAACAUUGGAAUAAUAGCUAUAAACAAACCAAUGGCAAAAGCAGCAACUGUUGUAACCACUCCCAGUUCAAUAUACUUAAACAAACCAUGUACUACUCCAAUACGAAAAUUUCCUUCUUUCAGCCCACCCCUUAAUGGGAACAUGAACUCCCCCGUUACUACCCGUGUGGCUUGCUUCAAUGGAGGUGGUAUUACCCCACCCCUGUGUCACUGUGGGCGUCGUACUCGGCGCAGAGCGGUCAUCAAUCCGGGACCCAAUCAGGGAAGAGCUUUCUUUACAUGCUCUUUUAGUCACGGGAGAACAACUUCUGGUGCAAAUGCUGACAAAAAGAAGUCUAAAAGUGGUUGUAAAUUUUUUCGUUGGGAGGUCCGUUUAUAA
Molecule: messenger RNA, 2176 nt
Organism: Porites evermanni
Lineage: Eukaryota; Metazoa; Cnidaria; Anthozoa; Scleractinia; Poritidae
Source: the annotation of a GenBank genome assembly